UGUGAUUCUAAAAGAUAAAGUGGAGUCGUUGGUAGAUACAAUAGCUGUUGACAGAUGGUGAUUGAUGAUGGGGUUUGUCACUAAUUACCAGAGAGAGACAGACACAGUUUAGCCAACUUUACAAAACGUGAAGGAAGAUUUCAGUGCGUGUCAAUUCUUUUGAAAUGUGGAAAAGUUUGUUAGUUAGCCAAUUAGCUAAGGGUUCUUGUGUGAUUGUGUACGUGAAGAAGAAGUAACUCACCACUGCAGUUUUGCUGCAAAUUUUAACUACACAUAGUUUACUGUUUUUCAGGAUGGUGUGUGGCUUGGUGUUCUUUGGAGUUUCAUUUGGCGCCGGUGAUUUAAGCGGCCACAUACACAGGGACUACAUCAUUACCAGCUUAUUUGACAUACCGGCUGCUGUUCUUGCAAUAUACCUUUGCAAUAAAAUUGGAAGAAAGAAGACAGUAAUUAUUUCCAUGUUUAUUGCCGGAAUAUCAUGCAUCGCUGUCUCCUUGAUUCCAAAAAAGUCAGGGAGCAAACCAUCGGAACUUGUUAGUCUUCGAGUUUUCUUUGGAGUGCUUGGAAGGUUUUGCAUCACGUUGUCACAUGAUUCCAUUUACAUAUGGUCGACCGAAAUGUACCCGACUUGCGUAAGGAGUGCAGCCAUGGGCUACUUGCAAAUCUUUGCCCAUAUUGGUUCUUCACUAGCACCUUGGGUGGCAAAAUGGCUCGUCGCCUUCCACGUGGCUCUACCGUUUUCAAUAAUGGGCGGUUUAGCUGUCAUAAGUGCGAUUCUGCUGCUGAAGUUGCCUGAGACAGCUAAUAAGGAAACAUUGGAAACACUUGCUGAUCAAUUUGAAGCGAAGGGUAGUCACGUAAAGGAGGUAGAUCUAAAAGAAGAGAAGGAAAACGUUAAUGAGAUAAAAGACCUAACUGCAUGAUAUUUUCCACCCUCCAUCAGCAAGGAGGAGCAAAGUGCUGAAAUUUUAUAAUCAAACCAAACCCAAUAUACAUUUUACUUUACGAAGAACCUUGCUAGAGGCCUAGUUCUCGAAGUUCCUCAUCUUUAGAUUUUUUAAUCGAAUUGUAGUACUAAAAGUUCCUUAAUAGUUUCUUAAUUUACGAAAAUUGCUCCUCCUCCAUUACAAUUCUGUGUUAGUGUCGCUAGAUUCUUAACUGUAGAUGGCAAAUAAGGUGAAAAACGGAUAAUAAACUAGAAAGACAUUUCAUGUAUGAAAAGUGGAAACUCAGUAAAGAAAAAAUGUAAAACUCGAAAUUAUACAAUGAAACCUUCGAUCGCUACCAUCUUUACACAAAAAUGGAUGGAAACGGCUUCCUAACUUGAUUGUUUGCAAGAAUAAAAAAUUCCAAAGAUGAGAAGCUCCUUCGGUUGUUUGUUCUUAAAACAAAAGAUUCUUUAAUUUUUUCUGCCUACUACAUGCAAGUUUUUUAUAAAGAAGUUCCUUAUAAAAAGAGUGCAAGUUGCACGAAAGUUUGGUACAUUAAUUUACUUUAAAUGAAGCUUUACGAUGGCACAAUGCUGAUCACCAAGUCAAAUGCAAACUUGGUAGAACUUCUAACCCCCCCUUCCCCCCAACCCCUCAAGAAAAAAGGAAGCAUUGCAGUGACCAUUGUCGAAUGUAAUCAUGUCCUCCAUUUUAUCAUAGCCAUUAACACCUUUCAUCGUCUCCGUACCAACAGCAACGUAAUCUACAACACUUUUGUAGCAUCUUCUGUAACAUUCCUUGUUUUAUGUGUAUAUGCCCUGUAUUGUAGUUAGUUAGUUUUCAUUUCGCUGGAGAAAAAAAGCACAAAAACACAGCAGAUUUGUUUUCAUUGUAUCGAUGGCCUAAGACAGCAUAAACCAAAAAUCAAGAUCAUAAACAUAAAGAUAAAGAUUAGUGAGAUCGUUCGUUUACAACUCUUUUAUUAAUAGUUCUGUAUUUCAUGUACAACCACAAUAAGAGCGAUUAACGCAUUACUGAAUUUACCCUGGGUACCAGAGCUAUUAAAGCAAUACUGAAUUUACCCUGGGUACCAGAGCUAUUAAAGCAAUACUGAAUUUACCCUGGGUACCAGAGCCACAAACUUUCGAGCGCGGAAACAGAGUGCCAAGCAGAGAAGCGGAGGAACGUUUGUAUGGUGAGUUCCACCAAAUGGAUUAAUCAAUAACCUGCUCCACGCACAAUGCAUCCUGCUCCCACACAAUGCAUCCUGCUCCACCAACAAUGCAUUCUGCUCCACGAACAAUGCAUCCUGCUCCACGCACAAUGCUUCCUGCUCCACACACAAUGCAUCCUGGACCACGCACAAUGCAAGAACACGUUUUUCGACAGGUACCACAAAAAGCGUUCCUCGAUUCAGUCUCCUUGCGAAACAACGAAGAGAAUUAGAUGUAAAAGCCAGGACCGCAUUCACAUCUGUUGGAGCCCUAGGCCCACAGUUGAUUGAGACCCCUUGAAAUAUAACAAAAGUUGUGUCUUGUGCAUAGUACUUGGCUAAAUAUAAUCAUAACCAAACGGGUUAAUAUUCACUAAAUAUGAAAAAAUAUUUUGGUGGUACAAAAAUUAAAAAUGCCAUGAAACAAGUAAACAUUUAAGUAUACCAAAUCUUUUCGUCUUACACUCUUCAGAGUUUAGAACGUCAGAACAUAGAUCGAAAACUCUACGCUAAGAAAUAUAUAUACCCAGUUGUGGAUCGAAAUAGGCCAAUCAGAAACUCGAGCACAUGACUGUUGAGCUUGCCCAAUAAGUGCUGUUUGCCUAUAGAGAAUGUUACCAAUGGAGACCUAAGGUGAAAACGAACUCCUUUUGUCUUCAUAAUAGCGGUUUUUUCGUGCAUAUAUAGAUAAAUUCCAAAACUGCUAGAUGGAACGACGAUCGGGCUUUACCAAUUUUCCGAAACAUGUCGCCACUAUAGUUUUUUUGCAGAAUCUGGGUUUUCCAGUAAAUGUUGCCCGAUAGCAGAAUCGCGUGUUUUAGUUUUAGUCGUACUUUAAAAUCUGCAAGACCGAGGGGGUUGUUCUCUUUGGGGAUGAGUUUUGUUUCUAGUACUAGACGGAACAUGCUGUUUUAUUCUAUCUUUGGGUAGCCAGAAUCACACUGGCACGUAAAUUUAUAAAUAACUCUUUUGGGUGGUAGAAACGCAAUCCUUUUGAAUGGAUGGAAGAACCUUUUUUGUACUGUAAACAAUACGUGGAUUAUACCGAAUCAUAUGAUAUGUCCUGUUAGAAUAUCCAGUAGCUCUAGUUUGAAAAUUACUUUUUAAAACCCCAACUAAUCAAAUCUUUGGUUAGAAAAAAUAAGUUGUUGCCUGCUAGCAGGGACGAAACUACCGGGGGGGUGUGUGGGGGGGUGUAACACCCCCCAAUCCAAAAAUUAGUCGAUUUCGCAGGGCAAUCGAAGAUUUUGCAGGGCGCCAAGAACGGAACAGGUAUGUAAGGAAAUGCUCCGU
This is a messenger RNA of Rhopilema esculentum, 3435 nucleotides long. The record is from RefSeq and is a predicted model, not a curated record. Lineage: Eukaryota; Metazoa; Cnidaria; Scyphozoa; Rhizostomeae; Rhizostomatidae.